GGACAUGGCCAAAGUUGACAGAUCGUCAUCUCGGCAUUGUUUUUGUCUUCUUCUCGCGUUGCUGUUCAAACAAACCCAUAUCCAUGCUAUAUCCUUACCCAUGCUAUACAAUCCAUGUCUGACGAAAGAAGAAAAGUCUAAACAAAAUGGUUCCUGCAACUGGGCGUUUAUUUCAGCCUGUCUUCUUCUCAACCCUUGUUCUUCUAACCGUUCGCCUAGACAGUUCGUCUCUGCCAGGUCAACAGCACGGAUAUGGUCAUGUGUCUCUCGGAACCAGAUACCCUUGCUUGCCGUCCCAGCCACCCGGGACUUAUUGAUGUACAGUGCAGUACCGAUCCAUUCUGUCGGUCCUGAUUCUGACGGGGCUGAGCUUUGGUUUGGCUUUGGCUUUGGCUUUGGUCAUGGCCAUGAGCUGGGGAUGUGAUUCCCCGUGCCUUCGGCGAGUGCC
Molecule: messenger RNA, 448 nt
Organism: Fusarium oxysporum Fo47
Lineage: Eukaryota; Fungi; Ascomycota; Sordariomycetes; Hypocreales; Nectriaceae
Exons: 1
Coding region: 5-424 (139 amino acids)
Source: RefSeq, a predicted model, not a curated record